Cuculus canorus (common cuckoo) is the source of this 1534-nucleotide messenger RNA. It is a transcript of the gene PACRG, whose product is annotated as parkin coregulated. Lineage: Eukaryota; Metazoa; Chordata; Aves; Cuculiformes; Cuculidae. The record is from RefSeq and is a predicted model, not a curated record. The transcript is spliced from 6 exons. Gene Ontology annotation, cellular component: vesicle; cytosol; neuron projection. Gene Ontology annotation, molecular function: Hsp90 protein binding; Hsp70 protein binding. The coding region runs from base 174 to 929 and encodes 251 amino acids.
CUCCCUUCCUCCCCACCCCGACCGCGCACGUGACCGGCAUAGGCGGUGGAUUGUUGACGCGCGUUGCCUAGCGACGGCCGGGGACGCGGGCGCCCGCCCCGCUCUUCUCGGCGGUCCGCGCCGUGGGACCUUGGCGGGCGGCUCAGGGGUCUGCAUUUUCCUUCUUGUCCAUUAUGGAUGGUGGUGGGGACAAAGUAAUGAAGAAAGUGGGCUCAAGCCCCUCGAAAUCCAUAGGUGACAGGUCCCCCCAGCAUGAGAAGACAGGCAACCAGCAGAUCUGCGACGGAUUCACUGUUAGAGCCAUGAUGAAAAACACAGUGGUUAGAGGGCCUCCACUUGCAGGAGCAUUUAAAGAAAGACCGGCAAAGCCCACAGCAUUUCGCAAGUUUUAUGAGCGAGGAGACUUCCCAAUUGCCCUUGAGCAUGAUACUAAAGGAAACAAAAUCGCUUGGAAGGUACAACUUGAAGAGCUGGACUAUCUUUACUGUCUGCCUUUGUUUUUUGAGGGGCUUUGUGAAAUGACAUUUCCAUGCGAUUUUUUUGCUCGUCAAGGAAUCCAUGACAUGCUGGAACACGGUGGAAACAAGGUCAUUCCUGUCAUUCCACGUCUCAUUACCCCAAUAAAAAAUGCACUGAGCCUUCGUAACCGACAGGUCAUCUGCAUCACGCUGAAAGUCCUCCAGCACCUGGUAGGCACGGUGGGGGAGGCCUUGGUGCCCUAUUAUCAGCAAAUCCUCCCAGUCCUAAACAUCUUUAAGAAUAUGAAUGUUAAUUCAGGCGAUGGGAUAGACUACAGCCAGCAGAAGCGUGAAAAUAUUGGAGAUCUGAUUCAAGAGACAUUGGAAGCCUUUGAGCGCUACGGUGGAGAAACUGCUUGUAGAAGGAUUAAACUCAUGAUCCCUACUUACCAGUCGUGCAUAACAUACUGAGUUGUAUCAAAUGCGAUGAUUCCACUUGUGUGCUAAAAAAACUGUAUCUGACUCUGUAUGGCAUCUUGUUAGUCAUGCUUUUUUUCUCUACAGCUGCUAAAAUAGUGGCUUCUGGGGCAUUAGAGUGUUAGCACUAUUGUGAACAAGGCUUUCCAAUAUAUAAAUAGUGCCUGUUCCUUUGAUUACAAUGGUGUACUGUGCUUGUUUGUUCCCUGAAAGAAUUGCUUCUUUAUAACAUAGCUGACUUGAGCAGGAAUCAGAGUUAAACCUUCACUUGUAUAGACAAUAAAACUAUAAUUUUCAUACGCAAUUCAGCAGUUGCUGUUCUGUGUCCGCUUGCCCCGAGGGUGAUGUCAGAGGCUGUAACAAGAAGAGUUUAUGCUGACUGCUUAAUAGGUGUUUGUCAUGGAAGAGAAACACCAGUUCAGCAAUGCCUCUCUAGCAGCUGUGCUGAAUAACGUGCACUGACAUACAAUAAAACUGUUGAAUGUAUAUACCAAUUAGAGCAGGAAAAUUUGUAUGGUCCGUUAUAAAACACUGUCUUUAAAUUAAUUCACAUUUCUUACACACUCCUGAUCUUGGCUUCCAGGUGUUUACCUUUUCAU